AAGGGGCCGCGCCGCCGUCGGUCGCUUUCGCACCGCAGAGGAGACAGUUCCGCCAUACAAAACACUCGGACACGCUUGAGUGGCCACGCUUUUUGUUCUCACGGGCCAUGUAGGAGGUCCAUGUGACCUCCCCAGUUCUUUCGGCCCACCUGAAGAAAAAGAAGAAGGAAAGAUGGCCAGCGACAAUGGCAGCACCUGGCAGUCCAAUGUCAAAGUUCAUAGGCCACUGUCGCUGUACGACAACAUUGUCCAGCAGCAAUCGCAGCCGGAGGCUAAUUCGGUGGCCGACCUGAGUGCGGCCGCGCUUCUCAAUGCGUCGUCCGAAGCGCCACCCUCGCAGGCCGUCAAUUUGGCCACCACAGUGCCAGUAAAUUUAGCCCGUAGUCCGUUGUCAGGAAGACACCAGCCCACCAGGGCGUCCAUCAGACAUAGCAGAAUGCUGGUCCUCAGCCAACAGAAUGGAAGAGUUCCUUUACGAUAUUUGCCCCCUGUGGUUCGAUGGCAUAAUCUGGCCGCCUUUCUAUCCACCUUCCUUGCCAUAAUGGGGGUGGCUGGAAUAAUUUUUGCGUUCCUGUUAGUACUUCAAGCACCAUUCCUUCUCUUCAGAGACCUUCCUUUUUGGAGUGGAACGCUGAAUUUGAUGGCUGGAAUGGCAGGGGUAAUUUUGGUGUGUUGGUGCCGUCGACUGACUCCGGGAGUGCCUGCCCCUGACUGGGUCUGCGAGGCUAGCCAGUCGUGCAUUGCCCUGUGUAUUUGCUUCAUGAUAAUAUCUUUCCUGGCAAGCGUUAGUGCACUCGUCUUCCACAUCCUGCGGCUCAUUUGGAUAUUUCAAGUUGAGUGCAUCCUGCGCCCAAUUUUUGGAUUCAGCAUUGCCUCAAACUCAUCGAUGCCUUUGAUGGACACAAAUUCCACCGAGCUAAUUGAACCUGCAGCUGUGGACAAUUGCGAGUGUGAAAGUGACGGAGUGCGGACAGGAUUGGGUUGUCCGGCACAGCGAGACCACCUUGUAGGUUUACUACUCGGCUCCUCUGCUGCGCACUUUGGAGCCGUGGUGGUGAUUUUGGGCUACCUGCUAAUUCACUGGCGCAGCAGACGCUACAACCAGAGUGUGUACUCGGCCGUCCAGAGACCUGUCCUGCAGCCUAUCACACCCACAGACUCUAAUAAUGGAUUCUGAAAACACUUGUUUUUGGUGAAGUUGCAAAAAAAUUUAAUUUUGAUAAUAUGUGUGCAGAUUUAUAGUCAUUAUAGCCAAAAGACUCCGCAUAGAUUGUGUUCAUAAUAAAACGUAUUUUUAUAAUCAUUAAACUAUAAAUAACAAAUAUUACUUGAAUUUAGAUUAAAAGAUAAAAACGUUUUUAUUAAAAGUUUCCAUCUGCUGUAAUUUUUUGGUCAUCAUUGAUUAAUGUAGGUGGUGAUAAAUUCUAAAUUCUAUUAUUUCUGAUAUAAUGCUGAAAGUUUGGACUUCAAUUAAUUCAAUGUUGUUUCAUUACCAAAUGAGUCGCCAGCAGCAAAUUCUGUUGAAAUUAAAUUGCAAUCAAAAGUGUAGGGGAGAUGAAAAUUUCGACGCGGAUAAAUAAACAUUUUUUCCAGCAUAAUU
Messenger RNA from Neocloeon triangulifer, 1600 nucleotides. RefSeq lists its product as uncharacterized. The record is from RefSeq and is a predicted model, not a curated record. The transcript has 4 exons. Bases 173 to 1177 code for a protein of 334 amino acids. Gene Ontology annotation, cellular component: sarcolemma; dystrophin-associated glycoprotein complex. NCBI's taxonomy places the organism in Eukaryota, Metazoa, Arthropoda, Insecta, Ephemeroptera, Baetidae.